AUGGUGCUACUACAGGAAAUCUACUGUCCGGAGCAGAUCGUAAUACCGGAAAAUUUUCAUCUCACACUCAAGCAGUACGCCAAGGCCGUCAUUCGAACGCAACCGUUUGAUUUAUUGCGCUGGUCCGCCGCCUACUUCCGAUGUCUGGCGCUGAGUGUACCGCCACCGGUCAAGAUCCGUUACGAACCGGUUGCGCGUCACGGUGCCUUCACUGCCGGUGCGCUGCGUGUACUAAUCGAUCAGCUCGGCAAAGGCUACUACGUGCAGAAAAAGAUACUGCUGGAGAAGUGGGAAGGUUUAUGUCUGCCGGAAGAAGACUUAUUGAAUGUCCUGUCGUUGGUGCGCAUGCUGAAUUGGUCCCAGCUACACUGGUUAAAGAUUGUUGGCGUGUUCAUCGGUCUUCUGAGCAAGAAACUGAGCUCAACCGCAGAAAUGAUCUGUGAGAUGUUAACCGAAGAUCCGGACGGUGGUGCGGCAUCCGUACCGCUUUGGAUGUUCCGUGAGUGCUUCGUUGUCGUGGCCGAUUUGGACUGUGGUACCGUGCAAUCGUUCAUCAACGGACGGAAGGUUCUCGAUGAAGAUACUGGUGCCCUGGAGGAGGAACAGCUACCACCGGCACUGCCCAAAGUGUUGUCAACAAUUUCAUUUAAAAAUGCCAUCAUCGACAAGUAUCGUACCAUGGUCGAGCAGGGGCAGCAGCAGCACGGCAGCGAGGUGUAUUCCGGUUCGGAAAGCGACGAGAAUGGUCAUCUCAGUGCCGUGCCGUCGAGGUUGGAAUCGGAUUUUAAGUUCUUUGGCGACGACUCGAACGUUUACGAGGUGCUGCGGAGCUCUCCCGACUUUGCCGGUGUGCUGCAGCUACUGAGAAAGCUGCACAAAGUGGGCCCCGAGGCGUGUCUCAGCCAGACCAGUCUGACCGAGGCCCAGCUCGCCCGAACCCGCGAACGCUCCCGGCAGAUCGAGGAGCUGAAGCCAACGGUCAGCCUGGAGGAGUACCGACGGUUGAAGGAGCAGGAACGGUUGGAGCUACUGAAGGAGAUGGGACCACCGUGGUUGCUGCUGUAUCUGUUCUCCCGGGACUGCUGCAAGGAGAAAUCGUUCAAUUACGUCGAAAAAUCGGAGCUCGCCGAAGCAGAAGAAUCGGCUUCCGCGUACUCGCCCGAAAGUGGCUCCGACGACGAGGGUGGCCUAGGCGUCGGGCUGGGUGGAGGACCCCUAGGAGGUCAGCAACGGCGCAAAUCAAGCUACUCGAUGCCGGCCACCAUGCGGGCAAGGUUGAGCGUCAGUUCGCACUCGGCCGCCAUCAUCUCGAACGAGAUACUCUCCAAAAUCGUGUGCAGCAUCGACCAGGCCAUCGAGGAUGGUGAGUGCGAGCUGGCGCUUGGCUCGAUUUCCAGCUUCCUGGAGCGGAAGUGCACCAGCGAGGAGUUCAUUGCGCCCGCAGACCACGAGAAGCUACAAUCCUUUCUGCAGGAGGCCGAACAGCGGGAGCUGGCCGUGAAGGAUCUGAACGAGCUGUACAAUUUCUUCGUCAGCGAAAGCUUCAAGAGCGGACUGCAAGAGGGCCGGCCGGCCGAGAACACGAAGGAGAUAUUCCACAUCUUUGGCGAGAGCGGUAUCGAGGUCGAUGCGAAUCUGCUCGAAGCGAAAAUAUCGGACAAUAUGAUACUGGGCCUGGUCGCACCGGAAGUGGCACCCGGGGACGAGCAACCGACCGAACCGAAGCCGGUGACCACAUCGGACGCCGGACAUGAACAGGAGGAGGAGGAGGAGGCUGCUAUCGUUGAGCAGUUCGUUCCUGCGCUGCUACUACCGGAUCCGGCCGGAUCGACCGAGACGCCGAUCGAGCCAGCGGAGAGCCAGGGCGAAGAGGCCACUCAAACCGAACCGAUCGAAAUCGCCUGUUUGCAGCGUAACCGGAAUCUGCCGAAGGUGGCGCGAAAGGAGGAGUGCAUUGCGUACAAGUGUAAACUUUCGGCCAUGCCGGGCAUCGGGCCACCGCUGAGCGCCGAGGUCCGAGAUGCAUUCCUCGACCAUCUAUCGGUGCGUGGGGCGGACCAGCAGGGGUUGAUCUAUCCACGCAAUUUCCGGGAGCCGUCCUGUCCCAAAAUUGAUUGA
This is a messenger RNA of Anopheles darlingi, 2118 nucleotides long. RefSeq lists its product as uncharacterized. The transcript has 7 exons. NCBI's taxonomy places the organism in Eukaryota, Metazoa, Arthropoda, Insecta, Diptera, Culicidae. The record is from RefSeq and is a predicted model, not a curated record. Bases 1 to 2118 code for a protein of 705 amino acids.